CUACCAGCCGGUUCCACGCCCCAAUAUCCGUCCCAUGACAGACCCCACGCCAAGCAGUUGGCAGAUAGCCCCGCGGCCUAACCGUGCCUGAUGUACAUUCCGCUUGCGCAACCACCACAAGACCAACCAGCCGCCUUCCCCGGCGGCAACACAGCAUCGCUGGUAUCACCAGCGGUCCACAACGUCACACCCUAUCACCACGCCCCUGCCGUGCCGCCGCCGCCGGCAUCCGUGUCACCACCGCAAGCACCCCAGCACUCUCACGACCCGCCACCAUGGCAGCCGCAGCCCCUCAUCGCCAGCCCGCAGCAGCAGCAGCAGCAGCAGCAACAAGCUACUGCCCGGUCCUCUCCCAACUACCGGCCCAACAACAUCAAGCGCGCCGCGGCGGCGGCGGACGGCGACGCCAACAACCCCGCUCCCACCGCACCACCGUCUGCUCCGCCACCGCCAUCAAUGCACGACCAGAACACCGUGAUCGCCGUCGUCGUCAGCGUGCUGCUGGCCCUCUUCCUCGCGGGCGUCGCAUACUUCCUCUGGCGGUACUACCCGUCCCUUCGGCUGCGGCGCCGGCGCCGGCGCAGGGGCAGCAGGGUUGGCAGUGGCAUUGGCAGUGGCAGUAGUAGUUGGGGCAGUAGCGGUGGUGGUGGCAGUGGCGGUGGGAGUGGUGGUGGUAGUGUCAAAAGGACUCGCCCGGCAAGGACGCGGGGAAGGACGCGGGGAAGAACGCGGAGGGGGACGCGGACGUCGGGGAGGACCAGAACGGGGACGGGUGGUGCGAACGGGGCGAGUGCGAGUACCAGUGCGAGCAGUAGUAGUAGCGAGGGAGGGGGCGCGAGUGGUGCAGCAGGUGGUGGUGGGGGCGGUGAUACCGGUGGUGGAGGCGGGUAGGUUGGGUGUGUGUUGAGAUUGGGCUUUGACCGGGGAG
Messenger RNA from Thermothielavioides terrestris NRRL 8126, 928 nucleotides. RefSeq lists its product as uncharacterized. The transcript has a single exon. The record is from RefSeq and is a predicted model, not a curated record. Lineage: Eukaryota; Fungi; Ascomycota; Sordariomycetes; Sordariales; Chaetomiaceae. Bases 91 to 891 code for a protein of 266 amino acids.